AUGGAUCAAAUUCAUGAAGUAUGUGUUGUGAUGGUGCCUUUUAUAGCACAAGGCCAUCUCAACCAGCUCCUCCACCUCUCACGUCUAAUCUCCGCCUACAACCUCCCUGUUCACUUCGUCUGCGCCACCAAUCACACCCGCCAAGCCAAACUUCGCAUCCAUGGCUGGGACCCACUUGCUGUUGACAACAUCCACUUCCAUGAAUUUCCGGUACCCUCCUACCCAAAUCCUCCACCUAAUCCCAACGCCACCAUACGCUUCCCCAACCACCUCAUGCCGUCAUUCAAAGCCAUCAUGCACCUCCGUGAACCGUUCUCGAAACUACUCUCCGAUCUGUCAGCCACCACAAAACGGGUCGUUAUUGUUCAUGAUUACUUGAUGAGCUCCGUCGUUCAAGAUUUCAGUUUGGUGCCUAACGCUGAGGUUUACAUGUUUCAAAGCUGUUCUGCUUUCACUGCGUUUUUGUACCAUUGGGAGGAAACACAAACGUUAAAAUUAGAUGAUGAAACUGAGUCUUUAUGGAAGAAGGUCCCGUCGCAUGAUGGUUGUUUCAGCCAGGAGUUCUUCGAGCUUCUUGAGUCUGAAGACUCUUCUUUCAAGAAGAUCAGCUCCGGAACGCUUUACGACACUAGUAAAGUGUUCGAAGAGAAGUUUUUGUCACUACUUAAAAACGAAGGAAUUGAUUCAGGUACGACUAAGAAUUGGGCAAUCGGUCCGUUUAAUCCGGUUACUAUAUCGGAUCAUAAGAACCCCACUACUGAAUCAAAAAAGUUAUUCAACUGGCUUGAUAAACAGGAAGCAAAUUCGGUGAUUUAUGUUUCGUUUGGGACAACAGUUUCGUUAAGUGAUGAAGAAGCAAGAGAAAUCGCGAUCGGGUUGGAAGAAAGUGGUCAGAAGUUCAUAUGGGUGGUAAGGGAAGCCGAUAAGGGUGACAUUUUUAACGGAGAAGAUGACCGGAUGGUUGAGCUGCCGGAAGGGUAUGAAGAGAGGGUGGAGACGAAGGGGGUGGGAGUGGUGGUGAGGGGGUGGGCACCACAGCUUGAGAUAUUGGGACACCCAUCUACUGGUGGAUUCAUGAGCCAUUGUGGUUGGAAUUCUUGCAUGGAGGGAAUCACAAUGGGGGUGCCGAUUGCUGCAUGGCCCAUGCAUUCCGACCAACCGAGGAAUGCGGUGCUAAUUACAGAGUUUCUUGGAGUCGGAAUAUACGCGAGGGAAUGGGUUCGUAGAGAUGAGAAGGUGGUGGCGUCUAUGGUUGAGGGGGCAGUCCGGCGGUUAAUGUCAUCAGAAGAAGGGUGUCUGGUAAGAAAGAAGGCGGCAGAACUCGGUUUUGCUGUGCGGCGAUCGGUGGAAGAAGGUGGUGUAAUGCGUAAUGAAUUGGAUGCCUUUGUCACUGAAAUCACAAGAUCAUAA
Messenger RNA from Lactuca virosa, 1410 nucleotides. Lineage: Eukaryota; Viridiplantae; Streptophyta; Magnoliopsida; Asterales; Asteraceae. The record is from the annotation of a GenBank genome assembly.